Messenger RNA from Balaenoptera acutorostrata (minke whale), 4720 nucleotides. It is a transcript of the gene DHX34, whose product is annotated as DExH-box helicase 34. The record is from RefSeq and is a predicted model, not a curated record. The coding region runs from base 1154 to 4606 and encodes 1150 amino acids. The transcript has 17 exons. Gene Ontology annotation, cellular component: intracellular anatomical structure. Lineage: Eukaryota; Metazoa; Chordata; Mammalia; Artiodactyla; Balaenopteridae. Gene Ontology annotation, biological process: nuclear-transcribed mRNA catabolic process, nonsense-mediated decay. Gene Ontology annotation, molecular function: RNA binding; ATP binding.
UGGAGGAAGAGAGUGAUGGAGAGAGACGAAAACGGAGAGUGAGAAAAAAAAGAUUCAAACAGAAAAUGAGACAGUCAGAUGGAAAACUGAAGUGGAGUGGCGUCGAAUGGAGAAAGACAGUUGGAGAGACAAUCAGACUAAAGAACAGAAUCAUAAUGGGAGCGCAUUAGAUAAUUGAAAAGAGAUGGGACCAGGCAAGGAAAGGGAAGAGAGAUGAGGGUGGUGAGCAAGAUGGACCAAGAAAGACAAGAGACCUGAAGACAGAGAGCCAGACAGGAGAGAAAUAGGGAAGCAGAGAAAACCUGAAAAAGCCUUAAGCCUAGGAAACACAGGCCCAGAGACCAAGAGAUGGUCCGAGACACAGUUACAGAGAAACUAGUAGAUCCAGGAAGUCUAAAAGGUAGUCUUAAGAGAAUGGAUUCCUUGAGAGUCAUGAGGAUGCUCUCAGUCUGGCCCACGUGCAAGGAUAGGCAGUCAGCAGUCUGGGAGGAAUGCUCUCCUCCAUCUAAUUGUCCCUGCCUUUUUCUGAGGAACACUGGCUCAGCGUCACGGCAGUCUUCCAAGGCCUUUUCCUUCCCUUGCAGAACAGGAAUUCCCUCUGCAGGUGCUGUGGCAUCACGCAGCCCAGGUGUUUACCAGGAAGUGAGGUGCACUCCCCAGACAUCCCCACACGUGGCUGCUGCUUCUGUGGGAAACAGCUCUGCCAGUUCACAAGUUCUUCAGCUGAAACCCUCCCCUGGCUCUAAUAACUCCCAGCGUUGGUCUUGGUCCCUCUGAGCCUACAGAGAUGGAACCUCUGGACUCUUCUGUGAUGGCCCUCAGAGACUGAAGGCAGAGUAGGUGAAAGCACUGCUAAUGAAACAAGGGCCCGAAAUCCCAGGAUGAACUUGUGUCCAUCCCAGAGCUCACCACAGGAGUCAUGAGGUGCCCUGCGUGUCACCAGCUUGACCCAGGCCGCAGGCCGUUUACUCUGCCAGCACCUGCCGUGAUCCUAUCCCACCCCUGAGGAGGAAAUUAGCUCCUUGAAGGGAAAGUGCUUCCUUAUUGCAGGCACUGGCCUCUCACCGCAGGAGGUGGGGAAUGGCUGAGAAUAUCUGGUCCAGGUGAUCAGAACUGAGGCCAGUUUUGUGACAACACUGGAAUUAGCCACAGCAUGCCGCCUCCCAGAACAAGGGAGGGCAGGGGUCCCCGAGACCGAUCCCCGGCUCCCCAUCAGGAAGAGGACCCAGAGAAAUGGGAUUGGAAUUGUCCAGAGACACGUCGCCUCUUCGAGGACGCCUUCUUCGGUGAUGAGGAUUAUAUCCGGCAGGGUUCUGAGGAGUGCCAGAAGUUCUGGACCUUCUUUGAACGCUUGCAGAGAUUCCAGAAUCUCAAGACCACCAGCAAGGAGGAGAAAGACUCUAGGCAUCCCAAGCACAGCAUCCCGGCACUGGCCGACCUACCUCGCGCUUACGACCCACGCUACCGCAUCAACCUCUCCGUCCUUGGCCCCGACACUCGGCGCUCUCGGGGGCUAGGCAGGCGCCUGGCCCCGGAGAGAGUGUCUGAGUUCCGCCAGGCCCUGCUGCACUACCUGGACUUUGGCCAGAAGCAGGCAUUUGGGCGGCUGGCCAAACUGCAGCGUGAGCGCGUGGCGCUGCCCAUCGCCCAGUACGGGGACCACAUCCUGCAGACGCUGAAGGAGCACCAGGUGGUGGUGGUGGCAGGUGACACGGGCUGCGGCAAGUCCACUCAGGUGCCCCAGUACCUGCUGGCCGCUGGCUUCAGUCACGUGGCAUGCACCCAGCCCCGGCGAAUCGCCUGCAUCUCACUGGCCAAGCGGGUUGGCUUUGAGAGCCUCACUCAGUAUGGCUCACAGGUCGGCUACCAGAUCCGUUUCGAGAGCACACGCUCGGCGGCCACCAAGAUCGUGUUCCUGACAGUGGGGCUGCUCCUGAGGCAAAUCCAGCGGGAGCCCAGCCUGCCGCAGUACCAGGUCCUGAUCGUGGAUGAAGUCCACGAGCGGCACCUCCACAACGACUUCCUCCUGGGUAUCCUCCGGCGCCUGCUGCCCCAGCGACCUGACCUCAAGGUCAUCCUCAUGUCCGCCACCAUCAACAUCUCGCUCUUUUCCAGCUACUUCGGCAAUGCCCCCGUGGUACAGGUGCCCGGGAGGCUCUUCCCCAUCACGGUCGUGUACCAGCCGCAGGAGGCCGAGCCAACAACAUCCAAGUCGGAGAAGCUGGACCCGCGGCCCUUCCUCAGGGUGCUGGAGGCCAUUGACAAUAAGUACCCACCCGAGGAGCGGGGUGACCUCUUGGUCUUCCUCAGUGGCAUGGCGGAGAUCAGCGCCGUGCUCGAGGCCGCCCAGACCUACGCCAGCCACACCCAGCGCUGGGCGGUGCUGCCGCUGCACAGUGCCCUCUCUGUGGCCGACCAGGACAAGGUGUUCGACAUGGCCCCACCUGGAGUCCGGAAGUGCAUCCUCUCCACCAACAUCGCUGAAACCUCAGUCACCAUUGAUGGGAUCCGCUUUGUCGUAGAUUCUGGGAAGGUGAAGGAGAUGAGCUAUGACCCGCAGGCCAAACUGCAGCGGCUGCAGGAGUUCUGGAUCAGUCAGGCCAGUGCUGAGCAGCGUAAGGGCCGGGCGGGCCGCACGGGCCCUGGUGUCUGCUUCCGCCUCUAUGCCGAAUCGGACUACGAUGCCUUCGCCCCCUACCCUGUCCCGGAGAUUUGGAGGGUCGCCCUGGAUGCAUUGGUGCUGCAGAUGAAGAGCAUGAGCGUGGGGGACCCCCGAACCUUUCCCUUCAUCGAGCCCCCCCCACCAACCAGCUUGGAAACGGCCAUCCUCUACCUCCGGGACCAGGGGGCCCUGGACAGCUCAGAGGCCCUCACCCCCAUCGGGUCCCUGCUGGCCCAGCUGCCUGUGGAUGUCGUGAUUGGGAAGAUGCUGAUCCUGGGCUCCAUGUUCCACCUGGCGGAGCCUGUGCUCACCAUCGCCGCCGCCCUCAGCGUCCAGUCGCCCUUCACCCGCGGCGCCCAGAGCAACCCUGAGUGUGUGGCGGCGCGGCGACCCCUGGAGAGUGACCAGGGCGACCCCUUCACGCUCUUCAACGUCUUCAACACCUGGGUGCAGGUGAAAUCUGAACGGAGCAGAAACUCUCGCAGGUGGUGCCGCCACCGGGGCAUAGAGGAGCAUCGGCUGUAUGAGAUGGCCAACCUGCGGCGCCAGUUCAAGGAGCUGUUGGAAGACCACGGGCUGCUGGCCAGGGCCCAGGCCUCGAAGCCGGGGGACAGCUACAGUCGGUUACGGCAGCGCCGGGAGCGCCAGGCGCUCUACCAGCUGAAGCGCCAGCAUGAGGAGGGCCAGGGGCGCAGGCGCAAGGUGCUGCGGCUCCCGGAGGACCAGGACGGCGGCUCCAGCGAUGAGGACCGGCGCGGCGCAGCCUCCCAGGGGGCCGGCGACAACGUGGACAUCCAGGAUGUGAAGUUUAAGCUCCGGCACAACCUGGAGCAGCUGCAGGCGGCCGCCAGCUCGGCCCAGGCUCUGACUCGGGACCAGAUGGCCCUGCUCAAGCUGGUGCUGGGCCGGGGCCUCUACCCCCAGCUUGCCAUCCCAGACCCGUUCAACAGCGGCCGCAAGGACUCGGACCAGAUCUUCCACACCGAGACCAAGCAGGGCGCCGUGCUGCACCCCACCUGCAUCUUCGCCAACAGCCCUGAGGUGCUGCACACACAGGAACAGGAGGCCAGGGGCGGCGAUGGGAGCCGAGGUACAGUGAGCCCAGAUGACAAGGACAAGAUGAGCAGCAAGCACCAGCUCCUCACCUUCGUGUCCCUGCUGGAGACCAACAAACCGUACCUGGUGAACUGCGUCCGCAUCCCCGCUCUGCAGUCCCUCCUGCUGUUCAGCCGGUCCCUGGACACCAAUGGUGACUGUUGCCGUCUGGUGGCCGAUGGCUGGCUGGAGCUCCAGCUUGCGGACAGUGAGAGUGCUGUCCGGCUCCUGGCGGCUUCCCUGCGGCUCCGGGCCCACUGGGAAAGCGUCCUGGACCGGCAGCUGGCCCACCAGGCCCGGUGGCGGCUGGAGGACAGAGAUGAGGAGGAGGAGGCCCCCGUGAACCGCAAGGAGGUGGCGGCCCUGAGCAGGGAGCUGCUGCAGUUCACGGCGUCCAAGGUUUCCUACAGCCUCCGGCGGCUCACAGGGCUGGAAAUCCAGAACCUCUAUGUGGGACCCCAGACCAUCACUGCUGCCCCCAGCCUCCCUGGCCUCUUUGGCUGCUCUACCCCGUCCCCCCAUCCCACCAAAGGGGGCUACGCAGUCACUGACUUCCUCACCUACAGCUGCCUCACAAGCGACGCGGACCUGUACAGCGACUGUCUCCGCACCUUCUGGACCUGCCCCCACUGCGACCUGCACAUGCCCUUCACGCCCUUGGAGCGCAUCGCCCACGAGAACACCUGCCCCAAGGCCCCACAGGACGGUCCCCCAGGGGCUGAGGAAGCUGCCCCCGAGCCCCUCCAGAAGGCAUCCGCCCUGCAGAGGCCCUACCACUGCGAGGCCUGCCAGAAGGACUUUCUGUUCACGCCCACGGAGGUGCUGCGGCACAGGAGGCAGCACGUGUGAGCCCAGCCAGUCCUGGGCCAGGGCCAGGGCUGGGGCCGGGGCUCCCGCCCAAGCCCCCGGCCUACGCGGGGAGGGAGCAUAAAUAUGUGAAUAAAGUCUCACUGAUGGAACUUC